GUUUUCGCGGCUUUCGAAGAAGCGGCGCGCAGGUAGGGGAGGGAAGGAGCUGGGGUCGUAGGAGGAGGCAGGCAGGCCAACGGGCCCCGCUCCCCUUCCUCAGGACAGAAUAGUCAUAAAGGAUGCAAGGAACAAAACUGAUAGAUCUGUGCAGAUAAAUAAUAAAGUUAACGCUAUGGUUAGAAACCAGGCAGUUGCUAUAAUAGAAGAAAAUGGCUAUCAUGAUUUACAAACCAAAGUCAAGGCAAAGAAAAAGAAGCGCUUGGUAAAUGGAGAGGGUUCAGAUCAGAUAGAUUCAAUGAAGAAAAAUGCUUCCAAAUUGAAGAGCAAAGGUUGUACAAACCUUCCUAUUGUUAUAGAAAGCAGUUCAGAUUCAGAAUUAUUAAAAGAAACUGAUGAAAUGCCUAAGAAGCUCAAGAGAAAAGGAACACAAAGAUUUUCUUGUAAUCAAGAUGGUGAUGGUGAGAUUUCUAGUAAAGAGCUGCCAAUAGAACAGCAGGAAGCCCCUUUUUUCAUUAGUAAGAAACGCAAAAGGGAUAUUCCAGACAGUGAUGGAGUUGGUGAUGGAUUUCCUGCAAAGAAAAAGAAGAAAAAGAAAAAACACAAACCUGCUCACUGUGUAAUACAACUUAGUGGAGAAGAUGAGCAUGAGCCUGUAAAACACAUCUCCAAAAAACAAAAAACCAUUUCCCAGGAGACAACGUUUCAGACUCUUGUCCAAAAUGCUGCAGGUGACAAGGAUAUUGUAAAGGGGGGAAAAGUUUGCUGUUUAAAAGAAAAAGGUAUUGCCAACACUGUACACCAGUUAGAAGAAGAAUUUGGUUGCAAGAGGAGAGCUCUUGGUUUUCAACAGCAUCUAGAGGGCACACCCAAUGUAUCAGAAGAAGAAAGCAAAGUAAUGAAGAAGAAGAAGAGGAAGAAAAAGAAAAGAAAGCAACCUCUUCUGACAUCAGAGGAUAACCAGGAAAAUCAGUCUUGUGUUUCUAUUGAAAGCCAACCAAAACAAAAAUCUAAAACAAAGCCAAGCAAUGGCAAGGAGAAAACAGGUCUGAUCUCAAACUCUGAACAAGACAACAAAGUGAAGAAGAAGAAGAAAAUGAAGAAGAGGAAAACCCAAACCAAAGUUGCAAGCGAUCAUCCAGCUCUCUUGGAAAAUGAUGGAGAUGUGGCUACAAAAGAGAGCUGGUCAGCAACAAAGAGGACUAAGAACGCCCCCAAAUCCAAAAAGGCACAAGACCAUGUAGUGAGCUCGGAAGAUGGCAGAUCUGAAAAUGACAGCAGGCAGCACAUCAAGAAGAAAAAGAAGAAGGACCGGGAGAACAGAGACUCCAAAGCCUGUGAAGAAGAGCCCAGUUUCAAGAAAGCAAAGAUUAAACAAGAAGCAAAGGAAGGGGAUGAAGAAAUAAAAGUGGUGGCGUUUAAGAAAGGAAACUGUGACGAAAUACAAAUAGACAAGUUGAGACGGCAGGCUCUCCAGGAAGAGAUUGACAGGGAAUCUGGCAAAAUGAAGACUGUCAAGGAAGAGGGAGAAUCGGAUGUCCAUUUUGGCCAGUGGACCACAGCGACCUUUGAAAAUUCAGAGCAAAAAACCAAGUUCCUCCGGCUGAUGGGUGGAUUUAAGAAGGGUUCUGUGCCAGUCCAAGGUCCUCCAGCACAUGCCUCCAAGCUGAACAUGGCUUUGGACAAGAGCAAAGAGCAGAACCUGCAGCAGAAGCUACAGACUGAAUUUGAGAAGGCGUUAGCUUGGAAGCACCACAGAGGCAUCGGCCUUGGAUUUCAGCCUCCCAUUCAGAAGCAGGUGCACAUAGAUAAAUUUGCAUCAAGAUCUAUAAAAUUUGAAGGCUGAACUAUAAGGGAGGCUUUCCUAAAUCAUGUUUGGUUUCCUUAACAGUGUUUCUUCUGGAGGAGGGAUCAGGGGGAGAACAAUAUUUGUUGGAAUGACUAAGAAUGAAGUCCCACGUUAAGAAUGACUAAGAAUGAAGUCCCACGUUAUUUGUUUGCAUAAAACAUUCUGCAUUGGGUUUGCCCAACUGACUUGUGAGUUGGUUCAUCUGCAGAUAUGCCAGAUCACACCCAUCCCUUCCCCUCCACCUAUUAUGUCCUCACAUGGCAAUGGUGAUGCAUCCAAAUUGCAUUCUGCCCAAAAGAUGUUUGCUUGUUCUGCAAGCAUAAUAGCUUCCCCUCAGCUUUCUGCCCACAGCUUCCUUGGUGGCUGCUAUUAUUAAGGCAGUAGAAUUCUGCUUGGCAAAAUGGCUCAGCAAGUCUCAUCACCCCCCUCCCUUUUAUACACGAUGCACUUACUAAGCCCCAAGCAACCACUCCCUUAACAGCAGCUGACUUUGAUUCGUCCAGUUUUUGAACUCAUUCCUAGUUUCCAGCAUCCUUGUUCUCUCUGCCUCAUUUUCUUCUGUCCUCAGAUGCAUGGUGCUCCUUCCUACACGACUCAUUGUAUAAGCAAAGCUUGCAGACAGACAGCUUAAAUAACUUGUCUUUCAUUAUGUUUCUCUCCAUGUUCCACUGAGCAUGGGUGGGAUUCCAUUUGUUUAAACAGAAUUACGAGCAAACCUCUAUGGCUGAGAUUUCCAAUGCAACACCAGCAACAAAUAUGUUUGCUCCUGCAAGGACAUGCAAUACCAUGCAGUGACCUCAUGGCAGUGAUGCCACCAAAGGGCACUGUUCACAGUGCUUUGUUGUAGCAGAAACCUCUUACCAUACAGGACCACCAAAUCCCAACUUUUUUUCUUGAAAAUGGAAGGUCUGGCCACCAGAGUUAUCCUUAAGGACAUUGCAGGGAUAUUCUAGGAAUUGUGCCCCUUACCCUUGCUCUUCACAAUAUUACUCCACCCUGUUUUGGCCCUGGCUUCUCACUGUCACCUCUGCUACCCCAGUUGCUGCACCCUCAGCUACACAAAGGCCACUUGCUGUUUAAUACAGGCCUGAUGUUAGCAGCCAGAUUCCCUGGUACCACAGAGCCAAAGGGAGGCACACUGGCCUCUGCCAAUGGUCAGGGCGACUAAGGGUCACUGGGAGGCUGGAGCCUUUGCCUUCUGGGAAGAACAUCACAGCAAGUCAAGAGCAGCUGCAGGGAGCUUGCUUCCUCCCUCAAUGCCAGAAAGGACAACUCUGUUGCAACCUCCCGGUGUUCUUGAACUAUGAAACCAAAGGGAGGUACACACUGGCUUGUGCCAUGAGCCAGAGAAGUAAAGGCUGCCAAGCCAUGGCUACAUUCUACCUCCACUGCUGAAGCCUUUAUGCUGGUUGCUGGGGAGAGCGAUGUCCUGAUUGGGGGUUCCCAUUGGCAUCUGGUUGGCCACUGUGAGAACAGGAGGCUGGACUAAAUGAGCCUUUGGCUUAAUCCCGCAGGCUCGUCUUAUGACCUGGGUUUGCAAAGGUGAGCUUUUGUAUUACAACAACUUGUGCUAAAGCACCUAGAGAAUCGUUCAGUUCAAGGGCUGGUUCAAAAACCUCAAAAUAAACAAUUAUUCUCCCUU
This is a messenger RNA of Podarcis muralis (Common wall lizard), 3491 nucleotides long. It is a transcript of the gene KNOP1, whose product is annotated as lysine rich nucleolar protein 1. The record is from RefSeq and is a predicted model, not a curated record. Lineage: Eukaryota; Metazoa; Chordata; Lepidosauria; Squamata; Lacertidae.